This is a messenger RNA of Hydractinia symbiolongicarpus, 3062 nucleotides long. RefSeq lists its product as uncharacterized. The record is from RefSeq and is a predicted model, not a curated record. The transcript is spliced from 5 exons. NCBI's taxonomy places the organism in Eukaryota, Metazoa, Cnidaria, Hydrozoa, Anthoathecata, Hydractiniidae. Bases 64 to 1686 code for a protein of 540 amino acids.
UACAAUUCUUUAGGUAUAUCUCACUAACAACAGGAUGAAAAGCAACAUGUUUAAUCAUUUUUUAUGAAUAUUUUGUCUUCUUCAGUUGAAAGCUAUUCCCCAACAACUGCUGCAACAAUUGCAAUUAAUCCUCAAACAGGUCAACCUAUUGUGGGUGCAGAUAGUAGUCCUGUGUAUUAUCAUCCCAACUAUCCACAACCGCAUGCAGCACACGUUGCAUAUGUACCAAACACUGGCCAUCCAUAUAUGCAGCAGCAACAGCAGCAGCAUGGGCAGUAUGUACCCGUGUACUAUGUAAGUGGAAGUACUACAUCAAACACAGGCCAGCCUGGCUCACAGUAUUAUAUGGUGCAACAAACUCCUUCAGGACAAGUCUUAUACAUCCCAACACAGAGUACGGUAGAACAGCAGCCAUCUUCUGCUUCCACUGUUGUCUUGUCGCCACAGCAGCAAAUAUCUUAUCACGAUUAUAUUAAUCAAUUGAGUGCAAUGAAUAUUAAUGAACGUCAUUCCAGUAUCUCUACCGAUGAGAAUUCUCUAGAAAAACAACAGGCAACUUCACCAACUAGUCCAGUAGAUGGUGUAAUACCUUGCGCUUCAGAAUUUUCGACUCAUGGCAGACAAGUUGUGUAUGUACAAAACGAACAGCCAGUACAAGGAACUGUGUAUCAGCAACAGGCGAAUUAUCCAUUGCAAUAUUAUCAGAAUAUACAUGGCGGGUACCCAACGUAUUCUAUUAACCAAUAUGGUCAACAAGAAGCUGGACAAUAUAAUCCUGCCACUGUCCAUUCACCUGUUCUUUCACAACGUACCCCGUCACCUACCGUUCUCCAACAACAGCAACAACACUAUGUGUCUUCACAAUCCGUCCAAAACACUAGAGCUGUUGCACAAGCACAUCAAAUUCAAUCCUCCCAUGGUGUUUGCAGACCAAGAUUUAUUUCUGGUAUUAUGCCUAACCCUAGACCUGGAACGCCUAUGUAUAUACCAGUAGCUACUCCUCAAGGUUCUAUGUUAGUAACAGGACAGUAUCCAGGUAAUGUGUCUGUGAAUGCUAGUGGUUAUCCUAUGCAAUCCAUGUACAGAACUGAUAAAUUUUCAUCGGAAAGUGCAGAGUACAAACUUGAUCCUAGGGAAGGUCGCAACGUAUUAAAUAUCGGCCAGAACAAAGCACUGUUACAAAUGCAACCAACGUAUCAACCCAGUCAUGCGUAUUUAAGUCAUCCUCAAAGGUUUGUCUCGCCUUCAUAUGGUGGUCAGUUGAUACGACCCGUAGUACAGCAAGGACGCAGGUAUAGACCUCACAGACAUGCGACGAACAACCAACAAAUAAGAAUAAGUCGACCGAACUCAAAUUCUAGUGAAGCCGACCAAAAAACUGUUAGUCAUAUAUUGGAAAUUUACGACUUCCCUGACACAGUAACAUCAGAUGCAGAUGCGAUAUUUGACGAAAUCAAGAGCUUUGGUGCUCGUAUUUUAAAAAUCAACAGUAGCAGUUCACAGUCUUUAAGCAGCUCACAUAGUAAUCUUCCUAAUCAACGACCUACGAUUUUAGCUAUUUUUAAAUCAGCGGGUGAAGCACAAAAGGCGUUGGAAUCAGUAACAAGUCCGUAUUAUAAACUAAGAGUCUCGCAAAAGUCGCCCACUCAUUUUGCGGGAGGAGACGGAAGUCCGAUCAAAAACUAGUAGCUGUUUUUCUUUUAAAGGUAAAUACGAGAAAAUAAAGUUUUUAAGUUUAUUUAGAUUGCUAUAUGCAAAAUAUUUUUUAAAGAAUAUAAUACUACUAUUGUCGCUCACCACAGUCUUAACCUUUUUAUCUUUGCAUAUUUAUUUUUAUCUCUUCUUUCACCAGGUUUUGUGACAAUUCCCAGAACUCGGUUUACAAUUCCUAGCUUUUUUAACGUAUUGUUAUAGUGCUUAAACGAACUCUUUGAAGGCUAUGUUUAUAUUAGCGUCGUUUGAUUGCGUAGAUUUUUGUUCGUACCAGAGUAAGAAUAUUGUCAAACAAUAGUGCUAGUGGAGAUCGAACCUAUUCCAAAAGUUCAGGCGCGUUUUGAUUACUGAACUAUAAAUGUGUUUAAAUGAAUUUAUACGUGUAGAAUUUUGUGAAAGAAACGCGGAGUUAGAGAAAUGAAAGCCAGAAUAAUUUGUGUUGUAACACAAUAAUUGUUUUGGUUGUCAUUUUGUGUAAAUCUUUGAUUAUGUAUGAAACCUUUCACCUCCUUGAGUUCCUCAAGAAACUUUUAAACUUCUAAAAGUAGAUUUUAAAACGACUUGAUUACCCAGGAACUUUAUAAAGGAGAGAAAAGCAGUUGAGGUUGAGCAUAAGAGAAUGAACUUCCAUAUAACUUUGGAAUGUACUCCUGUAAUGACGUAAACACUUUCCUUUUUUCAAUUAAAUUAGUGGCUGACGCUUAAAUAUGGUUUCGCGUGAGGAAAUUUCUUUUUCUCAACCUCAUAAAUAUGUGACAUGGUACAGUGAAUAAGAACAAACAUAUAAUGUAUAGUGUAAAAGUGAAAACUAUUCUAGAAUGUUAUUUAUUUGUGUCUAGCGCACCUAUUUACGCAUUUUUCACAAUUUUAAGUUCACAUCAACUCCACUUCGUACGUACAUAUGGAAGGGUGGGAUUGUUUUACAUGAAUUACUCGUACUCAAAAAUUUUGUUUCCACCCUCAUAGAAAAUUCUAUUAUUUUCCUUUAAGCAAUGUUGUUGUGAUAUCACCUGCCCUCAUGUGAUUAGGUAAAUUAUCACAAUAUGGCCAUUAUUAGUGGGAAUUCCUUACCAGUCUCCCCGCACUCGUGGGAUUAAAGAAGAUUGUUGUACGAAAUUAUUAGAAUUUUCUACGUUGAAAACCCCUUUUACUUUUUUCUACGAUAUCGGUGAGCAUAUAUUUAUUUUUGCAUUAAGCUCCUGUGCAGGAGUGGGAAGCCUGGGUUGGGAAAAGAAAUAGACUUAUUUAUAUUUUUCUUUAGCUACCUUUUUAUCUUUGUUAAUUACAUUUUUCUCUAAAUAUUAUAGAUGUAACAGUAAAUAGAAAUAAAUAUUGUGUUUUUAAAAUCA